Lucilia sericata (common green bottle fly) is the source of this 820-nucleotide messenger RNA. RefSeq lists its product as uncharacterized. The record is from RefSeq and is a predicted model, not a curated record. Lineage: Eukaryota; Metazoa; Arthropoda; Insecta; Diptera; Calliphoridae.
UUGAAUUGACAUCACCUUAUGAGUGCACCCUGUACUAUUCUAUUGUUUACAUUAUUAUUUUUAUUGAAAAAAUAUAAAUAAAAGUAAAUAAAUGCAUGAUUUUGCUACAAAACGUAAUGCACUUUUUGCAUGUCUUGAUGAUGCCAGCAGUGAGCUCAAGGGUACAGUGUUAGACCAAACAAAUGCUAAAGCAGCUCUCAGUAGAACUGCCCCCGACAGGCAGUGGGAAAUGAAUUAUCGUCAAGGAGGUAAUGGAUCACGGAAUAAACAAACAGCCGUAGAUCGACCUCUGCAUCACCUGCGAGGUAAAGAAAGUAUAUUUAAGAAACCAGAAUUACCUAUUGCGAGGUGCUUAAAACCCAGAAAAUUACCAGAUUAUCAGGUUAAUCCCCACAAAUGGAAAAAAUAUUCACUAGAAGAUGUUGAUAUAUCGGAUCAAACGAAUUCUUCUGCGGCGUUUGAAUUUUUACGACAAAUCGACGAACAAAAAGAUUCUUUAGAAUCUCCGGAAAAAUCUGAGGGGCAACAGACAAAAAUUGAAUUUAAAAAAUCUAGUAAAAUACGGCGUAAUUUGAAAACGUUAGAGUCUUUGGAGAAAAUGGAUGCCGAAAUCGAUUCGCCUAAAUUGAAGGGUUCCAAACUGGAGCCCGAAUAUGUGGUUGGACAAAAGAAGCAAGAAAAAAAGAAAUCACACAAUAAUGAGAAAAAAGAAAGAGCUGCUGGUAAACUACUACUAUCACAUUUGCAAGAAGAUGAGAAGAGGAUGAUUAAAUUAUUAAUAAUCAUAAUAUUUUGAAAUUUUCAGAAAUAUUGUCUAAGC